AUAAGAAGAAGUCAAGAAGCAUAUAUAUAUCUUUUGUACAAACUAACUAACCUGCGUGGGUUCAAAAACUAAAUUAAAGUACGCACUACGCACGUACCAAAUGCAUCUAUUGUUUUAUUCAACAACAGAAGAUGCUUUGAUAACACUGCUCCACUAACUGCUUCAUAUUCCCUUAACAACUCCAUCUUCAUUGCCUUCCCUAUAAAUGAAUAAGCAUUCCCCCCAUUGUUCCUCAAAACUAAGGUUGAAUUCUCUGAUUAGGAAUAUCAAAUAUGGCAACAGUAAUUGCCUUAGUGGUGAUGACCAUAAUGGUGUCCUUCACUUUUGUAGCAAGUGCACUAAGUGUGGAUUACUAUGAACACACAUGUCCUCAGGUAGAGUCCAUUGUUUCGGGUGCUGUGUAUAAAGCAGCCAUGAAUGAUAUAACUGUCCCGGCUGCUCUACUUCGGAUGCAUUUUCAUGAUUGCUUCAUAAGGGGGUGUGAUGGGUCUGUUCUACUGGAAUCAAAAGGAAAUAAUAAAGCAGAAAAGGAUGGACCACCCAACAUCUCAUUGCAUGCAUUCUAUGUCAUUGAUAACGCCAAGAAAGCAAUUGAAGCCGUAUGUCCCGGAGUCGUAUCUUGUGCUGAUAUUUUGGCUCUGGCCGCAAGGGAUGCUGUUCAUCUGUCUGGAGGACCCUAUUGGGAAGUGCCUAAAGGAAGAAAAGAUGGAAGGAUAUCAAAGGCCAUUGAAACAAGACAGUUGCCAGCUCCAACCUUCAAUAUAUCCCAAUUACAACAAAGCUUCUCUCAGAGAGGCCUUUCCUUGGAAGAUCUUGUAGCCCUCUCAGGUGGCCACACUCUGGGUUUUGCUCACUGCUCCUCUUUCCAAAACAGGAUUCACAACUUCAGCCCCAACAAAGACAUUGACCCUUCCUUGAACCCAUCAUUUGCCACCAACCUCAGAACCAUAUGUCCCUUUCACAACAAGGCAAACAAUGCAGGUUCCCCAUUGGACUCAACCAACACCGUCUUUGACAAUGCUUAUUACAAGCUCAUCCUCCUCACUCACCCCAAAACCAAAUCCUUGGUUUCAAAGUUUGCUAAUGCCAAAAAGGACUUUGAACACGCAUUCGUCAAGUCCAUGAUCAAAAUGAGCAGCAUCACCGGUGCUGGACAAGAAAUCAGGCUCCAUUGUAAACACGUUAGAUGAUCCUGUAUUUGUAUGUCUUAUGGUUUCUUAAGAAAUUGAAGACACGAGGGAGACACAAUAAUUGCUAUAGCUUUUCAUAAUGAAGGUUUGGUUCUUGAUUCUGACUUGUGAAUAUUGUUAAAACAAUAAUCAUAGUGCUUAAGCUGUUCGAGAUUAUAUUUGUUUAGUUUUGUUGUUCUUAAAUCGAUAAACCGGGCUGUUGUGGAAUGUGGAGUGUUAUUUCUCCAUGAUCCAAAUACGCCUGUAUAUAUUGGCUUGUAACAUUUCUCCAUUAUCAUCUUCACAUAUUGAGAAGUUGAGCGGCCAAUCAAGGUUAAUUAAAUGUUGAAGUUUAAAAGUUAAUGUACAUUAGUAAAAUGUUCAAAAUUAUGAAUCACACAAUAUAUUUGAUAAAGAACCUUGCUUAUUAUAUGAUUCUGUUCUAUCAGGCGAGUUCAUUUGAAGACACCUAUUCUUUAAACUAUCUAACAGUUCACAAUGUCUUCAUUGGAGUAACCACCUUAGAAUUAAGGGGUACACAAAUUUCUCCAUACAUAUCCUAACAUUUGGAGUUACUCUCGAUGUGAAACUAGCCAGGAUAUUUCUUAACAACUAUUUCUAUCACAUGAAGAUGGAUAACAAGAAUAUGCCACAACCAUUAAACAACUAUUUUGAAACUCUGAAAUAUUUAAGAAGC
Messenger RNA from Arachis ipaensis, 1866 nucleotides. It is a transcript of the gene PER64, whose product is annotated as Peroxidase superfamily protein. NCBI's taxonomy places the organism in Eukaryota, Viridiplantae, Streptophyta, Magnoliopsida, Fabales, Fabaceae. The record is from RefSeq and is a predicted model, not a curated record. Gene Ontology annotation, molecular function: peroxidase activity; heme binding. Gene Ontology annotation, biological process: hydrogen peroxide catabolic process; response to oxidative stress.